AAGGAAGCAAUGUUUCCUUAGCCUCAGCUAGUGCGACGGACUCUAUCGGCACCGGACCGCUCGCCAUCUUAAUCUGCCAUUUGAGGAAUAUAACGCACGUUUAUCCGUUAUAAGACGUCUUCUAUACGGCGGGACAGAGCUCCGUGAAACGUGGAAAUGGAGGUGAUGCAUUCCAGUCAACAGGACAUGAACCUGAUAGACAUCCUGUGGAAGCAGGACAUUGAUCUCGGAGCCAGGCGGGAGGUGUUUGACUACAACCACCGCCAGAAGGAACAUGAGUUGCAGAGGCAGCUUGAGCUCCAGGAAGAGAAGAGGCUGCAUCUGCUCCGGGAGCAGGAGAAGGCCCUGCUGGCGCAGCUACAGCUCGAUGAGGAAACGGGAGAGUACAUACCCCGCCCGCCGGCCAGCGCCCCACUACAGUCCGCUGUCACACCUCUUGAGGUUACACAGAAUGUCACCUUUACCGAAGAGAAUGGUGAUGCCAUGUCCUUUGACGAAUGUUUGCAGCUUCUAGCAGAAACAUUUCCUGUUGAGGAAACUGAGAACACUGCAGUUUGCCUGGACACAACUGCUGUUUCAGCACCCAUGAUGUCCCCAGAGCAGCCCGCUUUGCUUUCGGCCACCCUCUCUCCAGAUCCACUGUCACCACCAUCACCACAGAGGAUGUCCCCAGAUUUGGAGCAGGCCUGGAUGGAGCUUUUGUCCCUCCCUGAGCUGCAGCAAUGCCUGAACAUGCAAAUGGAGGACACACUGGAGACCACAACAUAUCCCCUUCCAAACAACCCAGAGGUUCAGAAUCCAAACUACAAUUUUUACCCCAUGACCAAUCUCACAGAGGGAGAGACAAACAAUGUAAAUGUUUGUCCUGCAGAGUUUAUGAAUACAUUCAACAGCUCUGUUCCCAGCAUGGCCCCACCAGACAAUCUGAGCCAGAUGAAGGCAAAAGCUCUGCAGUUAAACACUGACUUCACUGCAGAAAGUUUCCCUGACAUAUUUUACCCCAACACCAUUCUGGAAGAAAGCAGUGGUCAGCAUGGCCUUGAAGGACAUGAAAGUGACACCAUGUCUGAUAUUCCAAUCAAGCCACCCUUUACACCGGCGGACAAUUACUGCCUCUCACCUGGAGAUGCGUUUGACAGAGGCAAACACAGUCUGACAGCAGAGUUGCCAGACUCAGAUUCAGGAAUCUCUUCGAACACAAGUCCACAUUGUAGUUCACCUGGCAAGUCUGUAUAUGGAGAUGGGUCCUUCCUGUACAGCGAUUCAGACAUGGAGGAGAUGGACCACAACCCCGGGAGUGCAGAAUCUGACUACUCAGAGAUGUUCUCAAUAAAUUUCCAACCUGAUGAUCUUCAGUCAGCAAUUUCUGUGUCUGCUGUAACAGGGCCACAGCAGCAGCAGGAAAAGAAGCCCAAACUGCACAAGACCGACCCGGUAGAAGAGAGUGGCCACAACAACGCUCCCUUUACCAAAGACAAGAAGAGACGCUCUGAUGUGCGUCUCUCCAGAGACGAGCAGAGGGCUAAGGCCCUCAAAAUCCCUUUCACUGUAGACAUGAUUAUCAAUCUGCCUGUUGACGAUUUCAAUGAGCUGAUGUCAAAGCACCGACUGAAUGAGGCCCAGCUGGCCCUGGUCCGAGACAUACGCCGCCGUGGCAAGAACAAGGUGGCUGCCCAGAACUGCCGAAAACGCAAGAUGGAGAACAUAGUGGGUCUGGAGGGCGAGCUGGACUCACUGAAGGAGGAGAAGGAGCGUCUGCUGAGCGAGAGGAGCCAGAACACCAACAACCUGAAGGAAAUGAAGCGUCAACUCAACAGCUUGUACCUGGAAGUCUUCAGCACGUUGAGAGAUGAGAAGGGGAAUACAUACUCGCCGUCCGAGUACUCCCUCCAGCAGUCGACGAACGGCAGCAUCUUCCUCGUCCCUCGUGUUAAAAAGACUCUCAUCAAAAGCAAGGACAACCAAAUGUCUCCUGCGUAAUAUGCAUUAUCAUAGUAAUACUAUGCAAUAACUUUGUAGCCGCUCAGCUUUUAAGCAUUAGUAGCUCAGCAGAACUAUUGUAUAGUUUUUGCUCACUUCUCCUGAAUGUUGUAAUAUUUUUGAUAUUUUACUUCUUUUGUACUCGCUCACAGAUUCUUUAACCGACAUUGUUUGUAAAUAUAAACAUUACUUGCUUUUGAGAUUGAUGUUACUGUACGUGUAAAUAUAUAUAUUGUAAAUAUCAUAUUUCUGUAUGCUAAUGGUUGUUUCAAUCAUUACUCAUAUUUUAUAACUGUCCCUUUAUGAUUUGCUGCCCAGGUUCUUUUAUAAAAUCUUGAAAUCUGUGCUUUCCAAUAAACUAUUCCUAUAGCUA
Messenger RNA from Acanthopagrus latus (yellowfin seabream), 2353 nucleotides. It is a transcript of the gene nfe2l2a, whose product is annotated as nuclear factor, erythroid 2-like 2a. The record is from RefSeq and is a predicted model, not a curated record. Gene Ontology annotation, biological process: regulation of transcription by RNA polymerase II; cellular response to oxidative stress. Gene Ontology annotation, molecular function: RNA polymerase II cis-regulatory region sequence-specific DNA binding; DNA-binding transcription factor activity, RNA polymerase II-specific. Gene Ontology annotation, cellular component: nucleus. Bases 157 to 1980 code for a protein of 607 amino acids. NCBI's taxonomy places the organism in Eukaryota, Metazoa, Chordata, Actinopteri, Spariformes, Sparidae. The transcript has 5 exons.